AUGUCUCCUAUCAAGAAGAAAGUGGUGAUUGUCGGCGACGGGGAGAGCGGUAAGACGUGCCUUUUACGCGUAUUUUUCGAGGAUAUUUUUCCAGAGGUGUACGUGCCAACGGUGUUCGACUAUUAUACGACCGUGAUCGAAGUUGACGGGAAAAAGGUAGAGCUCGACCUGUGGGACACUGCCGGCCAAGAGGAUUACGAUAGACUGCGACCGCUAUCGUACGGGGGCACGGAUGUAGUGAUCAUAUGCUAUUCGAUCGACACACCCAAAUCGCUGAUCAACGUAAUCGACAAAUGGGUGCCGGAAGUGCGGUAUUUUUGCAAGGAAGUGCCGGUGAUACUGGUAGGCAACAAAAAGGACAUCCGCGAUAAUCAUUUGCAGCAGGACAUCGAUCUACCGCAGUCAGACCCGGUCGACGAGUGCAACGCGACCGAAGUCACUGGGCUGCAGCAGACGACUGCUAAGCACGAUGAGGUCGCAAAUGCGGACGUGCCGAAGAACGAGAUGGAAGUGUGCGGGUUUUCGGCGGACGGCCGAUUCACGCUAGAAUCUGACGGCGGGAAACCGCGUACAACGGAAACGGUCGAGGAGCUUCCGGUGGUUCGGGCGACAUCGGAUGUCUGCGGGGGCGUGAUGUUCGUGGCUGCAGCAAGGCGACAAAACUUCGACGAAGUAUUGAAAGUUGACGAAAAAGCUGUCAUCGGACCAGAACCGGGAAAAUCUGUAGCGACCGCUGCAGAGAAUAACAACAACCCGGACAACACGCCGAGAAAAACUACCGUCAGGAUACCGGAACAUAAUGCCAUGAUUACCAAAGAGAUUGGUCAAUCAGUGGCCGACGAUAUAAAAGCUUUCGCGUUUUUAGAAUGUUCGUCGAAAACCAAAGAGGGAGUUCGUGAUGUUUUCGUUGCCACUGUGAAAGCGACAAAACGGACUUCCAAGCAUAAUGCCCAGUGCAUUUUACUAUGAACACAAGAUAAAUAAUACUUCGUUUAAUAUAUAUAUAUAGAGGCGGAGUUAUAGAAUGUAUUGGAAAUGCUUUAGAACACUCCGGACAUCAUUUCUACGGUUUUUACGCGUGUGUUUAAUUUUAAUUGACGUUUUGUGUAAAUAAUAGCCAUUUGUAUAUUUAAAGUAUGUAAUUAAUCAUUGUACACAUACAUUUAGAAAUGUAGACAAUUUUUUAAGGUUAUUGUACCUACUGCUUAAAUAUUUAUUUUGUAGAAUCGGUUGAGCGUGUUCCAAGACGAUUUUUACGCCAUCACAACAUUUAAACUAAAAUCCAUCCUUUUUACAUUGUUAUUUGAAAUCUCUUGUUUGUUGGUAUGCCUAUACUGAAAAAUGAUAUGUUUUAUGUCUGAACUUGUAAAUAAUGCAUUUAAAUGGUUUGAUAACUUGUACUAAAUUUACUGAAAUCAUUAAAUUUUUAUGUUCCUCAAUA
Messenger RNA from Aphis gossypii (cotton aphid), 1441 nucleotides. RefSeq names its product ras-like GTP-binding protein Rho1. Gene Ontology annotation, molecular function: GTPase activity; GTP binding. Bases 1 to 969 code for a protein of 322 amino acids. The transcript has 2 exons. The record is from RefSeq and is a predicted model, not a curated record. NCBI's taxonomy places the organism in Eukaryota, Metazoa, Arthropoda, Insecta, Hemiptera, Aphididae. Gene Ontology annotation, biological process: small GTPase-mediated signal transduction.